AUGUCGAUGAUGUUCCCAUCGUUCCAGCUCCUAGAGCUGAACAUAAUCUCAGCACAAGACCUAGCUCCCGUCGCCCGCAAGAUGAAGACAUACGCAGUCGCAUGGGUCCACUCCGAACGUAAACUCACCACACGCGUUGACUACAACGGUGGAGCAAACCCAACGUGGAACGACAAAUUCGUAUUCAGAGUCAACGAAGAGUUUCUAUACGCAGACACAUCAGCAGUCGUCAUAGAAAUCUACGCCUUGCAUUGGUUCCGUGACGUCCACGUAGGCACGGUCCGUGUCCUCGUCAGCAACCUCAUCCCACCUAACCGUCGUCCUGGAUACAGAACAACCAACAACGAGUACCGUCGCACGCCACCUCCGGGUAUGAGAUUCGUAGCGCUUCAAGUUCGUCGUACAUCAGGCCGUCCUCAGGGGAUACUAAACAUCGGUGUUGGAGUUCUUGAUGGUUCCAUGAGAAGCAUGCCGCUUUACACGCAUAUGGACUCCUCUGCUGUAGGGUAUAGAGACUUGCUCGGUGAAGAGGAUCGUCAUCUACAGCAUUUGCAUUUGAACAGCAACAAAGGAAGCUCUAAGAAUCCUCAAUCUCCUUCCACGUCGAGGCAGUUUCAGUCUGUGGUUUCGAGACCAGAGCUUCGACGUACGAAGAGUGAUACUAGCUCCAUGGUUGUUUCUGAUCUUCUAAGCAGAGCUGAGAGGAGCCGUUUGGCUACUAGAAAGCCAGCGAGUGCGGUUGCGAGCAGUGAAUCUGAAGAAGCUGUACCAACCACGACGACGGACUCUGAAGACGCUUAUACACCUCCAAACAACACACAUAACGUUACAAGGCAGAGAUACGACUCUAUCGAGUCGGAUCUCACGGAACCAUCAACGAUGGUGAAACCAAACGUGCAUGUGGUGACGACUCAUGAACCACCUACUCAACCUUACAAUUCCCAUCAUCAGCCACGUAAAACACCGAGAAAGACGCCAAUGCACGAGAAGCAAAGACCGGUCAAAGACUAUAAUCACCGAGGCAGAGCUUCACCGUACUUAUCCAGACACGGAACGCCAUUGAGAUCAAACAUCGUCGCAUCGACUCCGAUGCAAGCCAACGGGAUUAGAUCAACUCCAAUGAGAUCAAACAUGGUCGGAAUGUCGCCGAUGCGUCCCAACAUGGUCGAACUAACUCCGAUGCAGACUCCAAGACGGUCCAACAUGUACGGAACAACUCCAAGGAGGUCAAACAUCGUUGCCUCCACUCCUAUACGAUCAAACUACAAGGCUACACCGAUGAAGUCUCAUCACAAUUACGGUACACCGAUGAGGUCAUCGAACUUCGCCGGGAGGAGAAUCUUAACCGACUCGGAGUUAGGUCCAUCGUCAUCAGAAAUGAUGAAAAACAAAGCUCAUAAUAACGAGACAGAGAGCUCGAUACUUAGUGACUGGAGCGUGGACGACUCUAGCAUUGAAGGAGCACGUUCGAAGCUUGAGAUGUGGAGGACGGAACUACCACCGUUGUAUGACAUAGGAUCAAGCCAAGUGAGCAGCACUGAUUAUGACGGUUCGGUUGUUUAUGCUCCCAAUGGAGGAAAAAGUUCUAGACGGAAAACUCCAGCGGGGAAAAAUGUUAAUCGUCGUCAUAGCUCUGAAGGUAACGGUCUUUUCUCGUGUUUCAGUAAAAUUUGCGGUGUGGAAUGCAGUUUCGUGUGCGGCGGUGGUGGUGGUGGGGGUGGCGGUGAUGAGUCGAAGAAAGGUGGGGGUGGUGGUCGCGUUCACCGCACAUACUCUGCUGAUGAUUUGAGCUCUUUAUGA
Messenger RNA from Eruca vesicaria subsp. sativa (arugula), 1800 nucleotides. Lineage: Eukaryota; Viridiplantae; Streptophyta; Magnoliopsida; Brassicales; Brassicaceae. The record is from the annotation of a GenBank genome assembly.